UUUAGUUGUUCAAGAAGAGAGAGAGGAAUAGAAAGAGAGGUGAAACUGUGAAAAUCACCGAGAUGCCACCUAACUCGGUAUUUUUAUUACCUGUAUUAUGCUUAAUAGUUCCUAUUUAUUCUAGAGGAUUCUUCGGAAUUCCAGGAGACUACUGCUCUGUACGAACUCAUACAUGUUGUGAGAACCGAGAUGAUGAUUGUACUGUUCCAAUUCUUGGAGAUCAUCUAUGUUAUUGUGAUAUGUUCUGUGAUCGAGGUCCCGAUGGAGGAAACGACUGUUGUCCGGACUUUGAGGCCACUUGCCGCGGAAAAGACAUUCAAAAUGACCAAAGGAUCGACGGAGAAAGUUGCUCGAUGGAUGGAGAUACAAAGGAAAAAAACUGUGAAAAAUGCACUUGUCACAAUGGUUUCUGGAAGUGUGAUGGUACUGCAUGUCUUAUUCAACCAGAUAUUCUUGAGAAAAUCCAUACUGGACGAUACUCAUGGUCUGCCCGUAACUAUUCGGCAUUUUGGGGUCGAAGCUUGAGUGAUGGAAUCAAAUAUCGAUUGGGAACUCUAUUUCCAGAGAGAAGUGUUCAAAAUAUGAAUGAGAUUCUUAUAAAGCCGAGAGAACUUCCAGAACAUUUUGAUGCAAGGGAUAAAUGGGGACCAUUGAUCCAUCCAGUUGCUGAUCAAGGUGAUUGUGGAAGUAGUUGGUCCGUUUCAACCACUGCAAUCUCUUCUGAUAGACUAGCCAUCAUAUCGGAAGGUAGAAUCAACUCAACACUUUCAUCUCAACAACUUCUAUCAUGCAAUCAACACAGACAAAAAGGAUGUGAAGGUGGAUAUUUGGAUAGAGCAUGGUGGUACAUUAGGAAAUUAGGAGUCGUCGGAGAUCAUUGUUAUCCAUAUGUGUCUGGACAAAGCCGAGAACCUGGGCAUUGCCUGAUUCCAAAGAGAGAUUAUACAAAUCGACAAGGACUUCGGUGUCCAAGUGGAUCUCAAGAUAGUACCGCUUUUAAAAUGACUCCGCCGUACAAAGUGUCAAGUCGUGAGGAAGAUAUUCAAACUGAACUUAUGACAAAUGGCCCAGUACAAGCAACUUUUGUAGUUCACGAGGAUUUCUUUAUGUAUGCUGGAGGAGUUUAUCAACAUUCUGAUCUUGCUGCUCAAAAAGGAGCAUCUUCCGUUGCAGAGGGAUAUCAUUCGGUUCGAGUUUUGGGAUGGGGAGUUGAUCACUCAACAGGAAAACCAAUCAAAUACUGGUUGUGUGCCAAUUCAUGGGGAACUCAGUGGGGAGAAGAUGGAUAUUUCAAAGUUUUAAGAGGAGAGAAUCAUUGUGAAAUUGAAAGCUUUGUUAUUGGAGCCUGGGGCAAAGGAUCAAAACGACGAAGGCGAUUCAAGAUGAGAAAACUUCGACGAUUCAGGAAGAUGUUCAAAUAAAAACUGGAGAUUACUUUAGAUUUGUUUAUGUUUCACCUUCUUCCCCGUCCAUCUUUCUAUAAUAAUCUCACUGCCAUCGCAGGGUUUUCAAAUCUCUUUUUUUUUUCUACGCCAAUAAUUUCCACGCAGAGUUACCUUGACUAUUCGCCUAAUAAAUAUCGCUUUUGAC
Caenorhabditis elegans is the source of this 1590-nucleotide messenger RNA. RefSeq names its product putative peptidase C1-like protein F26E4.3 (gene F26E4.3). Gene Ontology annotation, molecular function: cysteine-type peptidase activity. Gene Ontology annotation, biological process: proteolysis. Gene Ontology annotation, cellular component: extracellular region. Lineage: Eukaryota; Metazoa; Nematoda; Chromadorea; Rhabditida; Rhabditidae. The transcript is spliced from 12 exons. The record is from RefSeq and is marked reviewed. The coding region runs from base 63 to 1421 and encodes 452 amino acids.